This is a messenger RNA of Cephus cinctus (wheat stem sawfly), 13292 nucleotides long. RefSeq names its product serine/threonine-protein kinase SMG1 (gene nonC). Gene Ontology annotation, molecular function: protein binding; protein serine/threonine kinase activity. Gene Ontology annotation, cellular component: nucleus; TORC2 complex; TORC1 complex. Lineage: Eukaryota; Metazoa; Arthropoda; Insecta; Hymenoptera; Cephidae. The transcript is spliced from 15 exons. Bases 1 to 10701 code for a protein of 3566 amino acids. The record is from RefSeq and is a predicted model, not a curated record. Gene Ontology annotation, biological process: TOR signaling; phosphorylation; nuclear-transcribed mRNA catabolic process, nonsense-mediated decay.
AUGAAUAACUGUGAGAACGCAAAUACUAGCACGAAGCUAUGUGGAAAUAAGAACUUGGAGAUUCAGGAGGAGUCUGUCACAAACAAUUUCAUAGGCAAUUCUGAUAAGGGUGAAGGAGACACAUUGACAGGUUAUUGCGUAAAUGAUUUCAAUAUUCCGCAAGGCACCUUGGUCAUUUGCCAGAGAAAUUCCAGUAAUUACCCGGCCGAUCACGGCGUCUCGAGAUUUAAAUCCAGGACUAGCGGAGGACCGCGCAAUGAUUAUCGAAUGGCUCGUGGAGGAAGUACCGGAGACCGCGGCCGAGGCGGCUCAAGGGGUAGAGCCUUCAAGAAGACGUCCGUCGAAAGGGACACAAAUUCAGAGACAAGCUAUCACGCUAUGCCUCGACCCAAGUUUCAAGAAUCGCUGAAAAAUCAAGAGAAUUCGCAGAUCAAAUAUUACGAUGAUAAAAAAAUAAAUGAGGAUUCAAGAAUAUCUAAACUCCUUAGACGACUUAGUCGGGACGAUGACUACGACCAUUUUAUGGGACUUUGCAAGCAAUUGCAGGAAGUCAUAAUGGCGCCUGAAAAUCAGAGAUAUGUCAGACGCAGUAUAGAAGUUAUAUGCGACACUUUACUGGACACUUUACGCUCUGGUCCUGGUCCGGACGCAAAACAACAGGCAGCUAAGUGCCUGGGUCAUGUUGGAUAUGUUGUCGAUCAUGAUUUUAAAAGAUUCAUGGAAUGGAUAUUUAGCAAAUACACUUCGGAACGUAAAGAUGACGUCAAAUGUCUUUUAAUGAAAUCAUUUGUCGAGACAUUCAGAUUGGAUGCGGAAGCGCCAAAAUUGAAAGAAUAUUCCGUGCCAAUGAUGUCACAACUACAAUCGACACUGGAAAAUGUUGACCGACCAGAUCUCUUAAUGGCCACCGUAGACGCGAUACUGUUAAUUAUCGACUCGUAUCCUGAAACAUUUUCAAACCACUUUCGCGACACAGUCGACAUCCUCGUCGGCUGGCACAUAGAUUCCACACAGCAAAAACACGUGGUGGCUUAUGCAAGUCGAAGUUUACAGAAACUACGAAACUUCUGGAUCGCCGAUUUGCAGUUCACUUUAACGCUCUUAGGGCAAUUUCUUGAAGACAUGGAAAGCUACGACGAGGAGUUGACGUUACCGGGUUCUGGAAGAAGUUCUCCUGGUGAAGAUGUAUCGCCAAGUCCACGUGAAUGCAUUCUACGUAUUACAUCUUUAAUAUCAGUCUUCAAUACAGUGACGAAGAGCAUCGCCGAGCACUUGAAUCCUAAUUUAACGCCAAACGUGCAGUGGUCAUUCUUAUCGGAUUGUUUGUCGAAGAUGCUGCGUACCGUAGUGAAGGCCGUCGAGCUAGACGACGGCAAUGAGACCUGGACAAACUUUGGCCUCUCUCACGAGAACACAGAGAGCCUCACCAGAUUUAUGAAGAGUAUGAAUCUGUCUCAGAAGAAUAUAGAAAUGCUACUAAAAAACCUGAGCAAGGAUGACACGAAUGAGGAGAGCCUCAUCAGGAUGAUAAAGUCGUUAAACAUCGGAAAAAGGAAUGACAGGAAGAACUCAAAGAUCGGCUCCGAGAAAGAUAUCUCCCCCAAGGAAAAAGAACAGUCCCUGAUAAAUCUAUUGAAAUCCAUGGACCUGAAGGGAAAGAAGUGUCGGGAUCUCUCGGAGGAGAAAGAGGAGCUCAUCGUUGUAGCCAACGAGUGCGCAUUUCUUCUCUUAGGUCAUCUUCAGAGUCGUAUUACCAAGAAUCAUGAUCUUCUUUACAAGUUUAUCGAUCUCCAGCUUCAGAAGGUUGACAUCUUCGGGGACGAUACGAUAGUUUCCACCCUGAGCACUAUCGCCAAGGUCAUCAAGGAAGUAUCAGCUAAUUUACCACUGGAACUAGUUCACAAGCUUCUUGGACAGAACUCAACGCUUCUCAAACUACGUGUCCGAAAUUCCGUACCUAUUCAGAAUGCCAGUCUUGGAGUAUACCACAGCCUCCUUAGCCUGAAGAAUAUUCCUCUGCUCCAAGAAGCCUAUCGGUAUAUCCUGGCUGAUCUGGAGAUCGCUUACAGGCUUAUAGUUAACGACAUAAAGCCUCUAGUUACCGAUAACCCGUUAGUCGACGUCAAGUACAAAAAGGGUCACGCGGAAAUCGUAGUGAUCUUCUUGCUACGCGCUUUAUCCGACAUAGCAAAUGCAAGCAACUCGAUUAUUGGUAUGUGGGCGCUGAAACCGAGCAUCCUGGAACUAUUAGCAGUUAAAUUAAAACCCUAUGACCAGGCUUUAUCCAAGGCUAAUCCUCUUCUGCAAUACAGUAUUCUAUAUCUACUCUAUGCACACUGUUCAAGAUACAACCACUUCGUACCGAGUUCCAGCCUGAUAAAUAGUACAAAUGCCUGCCGUCCAAUCGACAUAUUUCCAGGAACACUGGACGUACCCACCACGUCACCAACCAGUGGCCACUUGUCGGUCAUUUUAAAUCUUAUUGCGAAAACGUACAAAAAAGAAACUCCUGGUCAGACUCUACUUUUGCUUGCGAACUGGGUACAGGAGAUAUCCAGCCAAGCUGAAAAUUAUAUUGGAAUCCUGAAUAAAACCGAAGAAUGUCAGAAUGUUAUAAGUAGUCUACUUGCUUGUGGUGCUACGACCAACCACGAGAUAGCACUGGCUGUUUGCAACAACUUCGAGGUUUUGAUGAGUGUGAAAAGUGUCACUUGGCCUGAGCAAAUCUAUGUAGAUAUUGUUGAACUCGCCAUAUUGCAUUUGACAUCGUAUAACAAGAACGUGCGUGAGAAGUACAGUCGGCUUCUCAUGAAUGUACCACUUAAUAUUGUUAUCCCAAAACUAAACAAAGAAUGCCUUAUAUCAGAGACAAAGAAACUUCAAGAGAUCAAGAACUACUCAAGAGAGUCUCUGAUUCUAGCGGAAAGACUUCACAUGCGUGGAAACAACAAUGGUGAAAUGCAGGCUCAUCAUUUCAAAACUCAUAUGGGAUUUUUAAUGAGAGAGAAUGAACUAGACGUCUCUGCCCUUAUGGAACUAUUUACGUUGUGCUGGCCGACCGUAUCUGAAAACGAGAGUAUUGGUAAAAUGUACGAAAUGGCUUUGGCCAAUCGAUGCUUUCUCUUCUUCUGGGGCACUUUGGAAGCUGCUCAACAUUGUGUCAUUAACAAACUACGUACGUCACUAGGAAAGCCGCAGGAAACUUUUACGACAUUUGAAAGUGCUUUGAAAAUGCUGGCGCGUGAGAUCUCAUGCAAUUCCGAAGCUGUUAAGAAAGAGGGGUGCAAGUUGGAUUAUCUAUUGGAUGAAUAUACGCGUGUACGACUCUUCAUAGAGUUCCUGGAACAUCUUGAGAGAGUUAUUCAUAAUGCUGCAGAGGGAUGUGCGAUGGCGUUGCUACCCUUGUCAAAACCAGUCAGAACCUUUUUCCAUACGAAUCGAUCCACAUGCAAGGAGUGGCUCAAUCGCAUAAGACUUGCCCUUUGCGUUGUUUCUUUACAUGCAGGAUUGGCCACGAAUGCUGUGAGGAAUGGACAGCGUCUCCUGGAAGACUUGAGCAAUGCUGAUAAUACACAAGGUCCCGAAUUCGAAAGAGCUGUUCUACUUACAACUAAGGCAUUGGUUAUGCUGGGUGAAGCUGAAGCAUUGCAGGGCCUUUACGUUUACACCAAGGAGAAGGAUCGCAAGUUCGUGUGGCUUAAAGCCGCCAUGGAACAUGCUGCAGGUCACUAUGAGUCUGCUGCGGAGAGCUACAAACAGAUUAUAGAGGAAUUAGUAUCCACGAAGUCAGAGGAUGAAUCCAAACUUGUGAAAUUUGACAGCGAGAUACAGGCCACUGCGUUUUGUAUGCAGUACUUGAUCAAGUGUUACAGGGCUUUAGGAGACUGGAAACAACUUGAAUCAUGGAAGAAGCAGGAAAUGGAAAUACUGAACCAAGACGAAAAUAUUCUUCUCAAAAAACAAAUAUUAGAGACCACAGUCCCACAACAAGCAAAGUGUUUGACUAAAUUUGAAGAGGGUGAAGUUAUCACCUUUGAGGAAUUAAGUAACUGGGCUUUGUUCGAUGAGGAAGACAAGACUAAUUGGAGUUGCACAAAGUCGAUGAUUGAAUGUUCGAAUACUUUGAUGAAUGUUGCCCUAAGAGUGCACCAUAAUGAUUAUAAUGAUUCAUACAGCGAAGAUAUAGAGCGUUGCAGAAGAAUUGCGGCCAAAGCGACAGAGGAAGGAUUGCGAAAUUUACCAUCUGAAUAUUUAAAUGAAUCUGUACUUAUACAGUAUUGUGGAACAGGUCUUUCUAAUUUACUGAAUGGCAAGGCUAAUAACGUGUUUGAUCUCUACCGAGUGGAUAAGAUUAACUACCUAGACUCUGGUGUUCUUACACAAAUUCUAUGGUGGUCUGAAUACUUUGCUAAAGCGAAUAACAUCUGCUCCAAUGAGGUGGCCAGUCUGAGACUUCAUGUUGUCAGAAAUGCAAGAAAGGAAGGAAAUUUCAAUCUGGCUAAACGUGAAAUCACAAAACACUUCAUGACUGAGCAAGACUUGUUCAACAUUAAUUACAAAGAGAAUUGUACCUUUUCGGAUAUUGUGGCUAACAUGCUUGACGCUCCUAUUUGUGUUAAGUGGUCGAAAAACAAUAUGAGAGCGUUUAGGGAAACAUCAAAACUUCUUUACAGGAUGGAGAAUGUCGAGGAUGCUUUGAAAGUGUGUAGCGUAACAGCCCUGGGAAUUUCACAGACCAUAGUAAACGGCGAGCAAACAGUUGAACUGCGUGAGACUGGUACGAAGCUACUUCUUACACUUAGCAAGUGGAUUCAGCAAGAUGCUAAGAUCAACGAUAAUUCACAGUUGGAAGAAUUGCUGAGAUUCGAGGCUCUGCAUAAUGAUGGACUUAUGGAUAAAUUGUUCGGAGAAACUACGGAUCUAAUUCCUUCGUCGGACAUGGUGAUAGGGAAACUCAUGCAACUCGGUGUCAAUCAAUGUCCAGACUUACCACCAGCUUGGUCAAAUUUUGCUGCUUGGUGCUAUAAGUGGGGCAGAAAGAUUGUUGACAAUUCAAAUUCAGGUCAAUUGACUGAUACGGAUCGCAUGAAUAUUCAGUCUCUACUGCCAAUGGACAUACCGGAAAGUGAUCUAAAUGCCAUUUUCUCUAUUCUCAGUCAGAACAAAACUAUUCCUGAGGACGAGGGCGACAUAGACACGAACGAUGUGAAUACCUCAGAGAUGAUAGAAAAUCAAUUGAGAAAUGUAUGUACACUGAGUUGUGCCAGUAACGAACAUCUGGGAAUGCUGGUAGAUAUCUGGAGACAAGCUCAGAAGAGAAUCUACUCUUAUUACGAGCUUUCGGCUAAUGCUUAUUUCAAGUAUCUGCAAUUAGCUAAUAAAGAAACAAAUGAUUGCGCUACGAUUACAGCGACACUCAGAUUACUGCGGUUGAUCGUGAAGCACGCAUUGGAAUUGCAAAACGUUCUAGAAGCUGGACUGUCUGCAACUCCAACUGGACCCUGGAAGGAGAUCAUACCGCAAUUGUUUUCACGUUUGAGUCACCCGGAAUCCUACGUUCGUACACGAGUGGCAGAGCUUCUUUGUCGUAUUGCUGAAAAUUCGCCACACUUGAUCACGUUUCCUGCUGUAGUAGGUGCGGAAUCCGGACAGAAGAGAAGCUUCGAAAAUCCUGCAUAUGUGAAGCCGGAGAAUGACGGUUCUCAGAACGAUCUGGACUUCUUAGAAGAAGAUAACAACGAGAGCAAUCAACCGGAUGAAAGUCAGUGCUUCCUAGACAAUUGCUUCCUGCAACUAUCCGAUUGUCUUUUGAACAGAAUUCAAGAUUCUGUGGAACAUGUCAGAGUCCUCGUGAGGGAAUUACGUAGAAUCACUUUACUAUGGGAUGAAUUGUGGUUAGCAACUCUAUGUCAGCACCAUACUGAAAUUUCGAAGAGAUUCGAGCAAUUAGAUCUCGAGAUUCAAAAAGUAUUGGAUAAUGUGUGGAUAACUCCUGAAGAGAAGGAGAAACUCAUCAUUGAAAAACAUAGAAUCAUUAUUAAACCUAUCAUUUUCAUCCUGGAAAAUUUACUGGUGAUUACUUCCGUACCUGCGGAGACUCCUCACGAGAAGAAUUUUCAAGAGAAAUUUGGUCCCUGUAUCGACGAGGUUAUAAACAGAUUGAAGAAUCCCAAAAAUCCGGCUAAGCCUCAGCAAAGUAGUUUACCAUUGAAGCAAUUGGAAGCAAAAUUGGCGCAAAGAGUUCAUAAACGUGGCACCUAUAAUUUGGCUAUGUCGGACAUAAGUCCCGUUUUGGCGAACAUGAAGGACACCCGUAUAGCUAUGCCUGGAGUUAAUUCCAUGGAUAACAAAGUUAUCACUAUCAAAUCUGUGGAUAAUAACGUACAGAUUUUACCGACUAAGACCAAACCGAAAAAGUUAGUUUUUCAUGGUUCAGAUGGACACGUUUACACGUACCUGUUCAAAGGCUUAGAGGAUUUGCACUUGGACGAGCGGAUUAUGCAGUUCUUGAGCAUCUGUAAUACUAUGAUGUCUAAGAAUAAUGACACCAAGAAAAUCUACAGGGCACGACACUAUUCAGUGAUACCACUAGGUCCAAGAUCUGGUCUCAUUCAAUGGGUAGAUGGCGUGACUCCACUCUUUGCUCUGUAUAAACGAUGGCAGCAAAGAGAAUCCGCAAUGGCUUCUAAGGGUGGUAAUUCUUCGUGUUUACGACCAUCUGAAUUAUUCUACAAUAAAUUAGCGCCGUUGUUGAAAGAGAGAGGUAUUGCUUUAGAAAACAGGAAGGAAUGGCCACUUCCAGUCCUCAAGCAAGUCCUGGCUGAGCUAAUGGCAGAGACACCAAAGGAUUUACUAGCUAAGGAAAUUUGGUGUAACAGCAUCAAUGCAGGAAGCUGGUGGCAGGCAACAAAGAAUUAUUCUUACUCCGUUGCAGUGAUGUCCAUAAUUGGGUACAUCAUAGGACUUGGGGAUCGUCAUCUGGAUAACGUUCUGGUUGAUCUCAAUACUGGCGAAGUCGUUCACAUCGAUUACAACGUCUGCUUUGAGAAGGGCAAGACAUUACGUGUACCUGAGAAAGUUCCAUUUAGAAUGACACCAAAUAUCAAGACUGCACUAGGCGUGACAGGUGUCGAGGGUAUAUUCAGACUGACUUGUGAGCACACACUGAGAGUAAUGCGUCGUGGUCGUGAAACUCUUCUAACUCUACUGGAAGCCUUUGUGUAUGAUCCUCUUGUCGACUGGAGAGCUGGUGCGGAGAAUAGUAUUGCGACCUAUGGUGCUUGCCAGGCUCGAGCUCGAUGCACCGGUGUUGGAAGAAAGGAACUUGAAAAGGAAGUAGCCAGGGCGAUGUUCGCUGUGAGAACCGUGGAGAUGCGUGCCGAGUGGUUGGCUAAUAGGGACGAAUUGGGGGAGGCUUUCCCAUCUUUGUGUCAUCAGUUGACUAGAUGGAUAGAAGCUACUGAAGCUUUGCAGCUAUGUCAAGAUCUACUUCAGGAUAGACAUCAGCAACUUGCACUGGUGAAAGAGGCACAAGCUAUGGGACGUAAUCAUGCAUUGUACACAGUUGUCAAGAGAUACAAUACUUUUAAAAGAGCCCGAGAUGCACACGAAAAGGCUAAGGCAGGUUUAAAGGAAAAGAUUGAGGAAUGCGAGAAACAUAUCAAUAUGCAUAAUAUCGCCCUAACGGCCGUCAGAGGACCGCAGCUUGGUCAAUGGUUAGCGGAAGUGGGUACACCAACGACUCAGGAUGAUCACUUGGUAUUCGACCUGGUGAAGGAGUUCCUACAGAAUGCAGGACAAAGUCAGAUGAUCGUACAGUGUGAACAGUCUGAAAAUGAAUUAACACAAUUAGCCACGCAGCAAUCGAUACUCAUACGCAGUUGUCUAGAUCUGCUCAGUCAGUAUUCAGCGAUCUGUAGUCUCUAUCCAAUCAGCACCAUGUCGCAGCAUCGUUCAGUUGUCUAUCACGCAUGGGCAAAUAAAUUAUUGGCAACAGGAACAGUCGAAGCCUGUCACGAGGUGAUAUCUCAGUUUGAGACAAAUUUUGAUCCAAUGACUGUGAACAAUCCUCAGGUUCAGCAGGUCGUUACUUUCUCGUAUCAACUGCAAACUAUCUUGGCUGAGUCUAACGAGAAACUCAAGAAGUCGUACGAGAGGAUGGUCAUGGAAGGAUUACCAGAGAGCUUAAGCAGAAUUGACAAAUCAUACUCGGAGUCACGUAUUCAGAUAACCAAUUUCCUCAGACGAGAAAAGGGAGCAGAGAGGGCGUUGGAGUGUGUCAAUAUCACAGCACUUUGUGCUUUGAAUAAAAGAUAUCUUAUGAUGGAGGGUGCUGCUAAGUGUGCUGGAGACUGUCUGGUGGACUUGACAUCUCGUGAAGGUGAUUGGUUCCUGGAUGAAAUGAGACUUAUGUCGUCGCUUGUGGCUGAACUGGUCACUCUCAUACCAGAAAAUCACAAAUCUAAUAACGAUGCUAAAAUACCUAUUGUCCUGAAGUGUCUCAGGAGUGCUGAUUGCAUUUACAAAGGACUCCAGGAAUUAAACUACAAUUUCCAUACCAUCAUUCUUCCUGAAGCUAUGAAAACAAUCAUCACGGAGGAACCUACUGUCAUGAGAAUGAUCAGCGAACUAGACGAGAUCAUCGUCUCCAUCGGCUUCCCACUGAACGAGAUACUCGCGCAGCUAGAGAUGCACCUUAGGUUUACCGUAAUGGAAAUGGAAAGUCCACAUGCCAUUGUACAGAGUCUCGUUGCUAAUAUUAGACUACGAUUCGAGACGUUACUAUCCAGACCUGCUGAUGUUCAGGAACUGAACCAGGAUGAGACGUUGACACCUGGACAGAUGCUUCUUAUGGGUUUCAAUGGACUUUUUGAAAAGCUGCAGAUGGAAGGGAAUGCUCUUGUGAGUACCCUGAGCACUCUGGAUAUUCCAUCAAGCUGGAAGAAAAUUGAUCAGAUACGCGAAGCUAAGGAACUCGCUGCUCCAAUAUUUAAUGAAGCAGCUCGUAAUGUGUUGGAAGAUAUAUUCUUGAUUAAGAGACUUCAUACCAUACAAGAAUUCUUCAUGAUGUGUCACGAUAUUUCCACAGCCUUCAAGGCUGGAUUAGCUAAUGUGUAUGAUGACGACAGACUGAACAAACCAGUUAGAGUGUUCACUGCGGAUUAUGUUUCAAGACAGCUACUAGGAGUCACGUCGCAAACUCUGGCCAUUGCUCUUUGCUUCCUGUUACAAAGAAUGGGAUUAAAUGUCACGUCAGAAAUUGAACAAAGGGAUAUCGGCGCAGAGAGCAAAGUCUCUCUCGAGGAAUUGUGUAGGAAAAUUGUGGAUCUGUGCUCCAAGAGAGGAUUGUUCUCUGGUCCAAUAUUGACCCAGGCAAGCGCUUUGAGUAGCGCUCUCGAGGCGUCCUGGAGAAGGAAACAAAGUGCCAGGAUGGCGCAACAGAGUGUUGAGAUAGCUAGAGCAAGCAUUCAGAGACUUCAACUUCAGCUGACAGCACAUUAUUGGUUACACGAAGACAGUUUACUACUUCGUUCCAAUUUAAAUCUUAUGAAUCCUCUAAAUCGACCUACGUUCAUGCUGGAGUUGCGUAAAACCGCAGCCACACUUUCAAGCUUGCAAUCACGAGUCUGUGAUGCAAGGGAACAACAGCAAAAUCUUGUGGCUAGUGCCGGACAGCGUUUGAAAUGGGCAGCUGGUGCAAAUCCGGCCCUCGGAGAGGUCAUGUCUGCAUUCGACAACGCCGUGGCCACUUCUUGCGAGAAACUUACCCGACAGCAUAAUCUAGCGGCCAUCGUCAUAAACACAUGCAACGCCAUCUUGCAUUACGAGGCGCUUAGAACUCGAACGUCUGAGAGCGUGACAAAUGACACGAAUUUCUUAAAAUUACUUAAACACUGGGAAGAGAGCUGCAUGCUGACGGCGAACCUCACAAUCACCGUCACAAUGACGGAAGAGAGUCUGGUGGAAUUGCUACAGCUGGAAAACAACGUGGACGCCAAUUGGCUGCGACAGGCUGAAAAAUUGAUCUCAGACGCAAUUGUCGACACGCAAAAAAAGCUCCAAGAGAAGCAGGAGUCCCUAGUACUGGCUCAAGACUGCCUCCGAGAACGUGUUUCGAGUCUUCAAUGUAUAAUAGCCGAGCAUCACCGACUGAUGACAGACGUUCGCGGAUUGCUACGAACUAUGGCUAAACAAGAGAAUAUCGUGGGCCUGCACGAAUUCCUGGGGUCAUAUCGUUGCUUCACAGAGAAGAUCUCGAUGGUGGUGAAGGAAUUAGAAUCCGAGAGUUUAGAUACGGCCAGAGCACUAGCAGUCAAAUCUGACCUGGAGGAGAUGAUGGUGAAAGCACCUGCCUUGUACAACGAGCUCCUGGAGUUUGCCAAUGAGCAGCGUAAUAGUCCGUCAAUCUCCAAAGAGUGUCUGUCUAAGAAGAAAGCGAAGCUGAUAAGACAGGACAGUGUGUGUCUCAGUCCCAAGAAAGGAGUACCACUUGUUAGAGAUCCAACUACUGGAAAAGCUGUGCAAGAGAGGAAUGCAUACGCUUUGAACGUGUGGCGCCGUGUGCGGAUGAAACUGGAAGGUCGCGAUCCGAAUCCGGCGCGGAAGUAUACGACGGCCGAACAAGUGGAGUACGUGAUCCGAGAGGCCCAGAGCUCGGACAACCUGGCCCUUCUAUACGAAGGUUGGACUCCGUGGGUCUGAACGAAUGGAAACCGGCGCUAGCGCGCCGCUGGUUUAACUUUCGUCUGACGGGGUACAAAAAAUCGUACCAUCUACUGCCCUACGUCGUAGUGGCAAUUCCACUGUCCGAUUGGGUGCGAGAUACCUUCUUCUGGGAGAAACAACCAAUAUAAAUACGGUUCAGGGCUAACCGUGCUCAUACGUCGAAAAUCUCGCGAAGCUAACUGAACAGGUCCUCGGGCACUGAUUCUAUGAUUAUCUUAAAACGAAGUAGCGUGCGACUCUUGGCGCCAUUUUUCUUUCUUCUUCUCAUCAUCUGAACAGGCAUUCAAUUGUCACGGUCACACUGUCUCCCUUGUUCUUAUAAUUCCUUCCGAUUACUUACUUCUUUUCAUUUUUUAAACUUGCCUUUCUCUUCUAUUCUUUCUCAUUUUUCAUUAUUCUAAUAGGCAAGGGCGAGAUAUGCAGAUCGUAAUGAAAGAAAAGAAACUUGAGCUCCAUUCAAAUGAGUCAAGAGCUAUUCUAUUUGAGAGGAGACCUAUUGCGCCAGGAACGAUGACCAAUGUUCUCUUGUAUAGAGGAAUAAGGUACAUGCGAAUCUGUAGCAAUGGAAAGAAGCCUUUAAGAGACUAUGAAGAUCAUGCAAGGAUAUUGUUUUAUUACAAUGAGAUCAAAGAGACGAAGGACGUGUAGUCUUAGUCUAGUAUAAUGAAUGACUGGAUAGACAUAGGAUGGCUUAGAUGAAUGGAGAAUAAAAGGUGCGAGAAUAUGAUUGUUUCCUGUGACAGAAUUUAUUGCUUAGCUCUAAACGAGUCGCCAGAUUACGAAGAAAAUUAAGAAAGGUUUGGGAGUUGAUUCUAUCUGAAUAAUAAAUUCGACUAAGGAAGAGUCAUAUGUGCUGUUUGAGUACUACGUUAGUCAUAGGAGAUCGUCAGACUUUCUUGCACGUAACCGGGAGGAGCUAAUUUUUUUGAGAGAAACAUAGAAUCUGCCACGUGUUUAUUUUAGUAAGAUAGUUAUGAGAAGUUUAUGAUAAGUGCUGAUCAGCUGAAUGCUGAUUGUUCCAACUUCAGCCGACGACGAUGACGAUGACGAGGAUGAGGAUGAUGAUGGGGAAUGAUGAUGAUGAUAAUGUUGACGGGGGUGGAAAUGACGAUCAUGUCCAUUGACGGACGAUUAGCGUAAAUCGCUAAACAUGUUAUCAUAUUCAGGUAUAAUGCCUGAUAUUAUUAAUUGCUGGGGUCGCAUUGUUGAUUCGCUAGAUAAAUGUUACAUGGAUAUUUUCGAAAUUGAUCCAGAUUUAUCAGGUGCUGAUCAUUUGGUAUUUCCAAAUUGCUUCUUUUUCAAGUGUUGAUAUUGAAUUUGAAUUCUGUCAUUUGAUUUUACAUAAUAGCAAAAAGAAUUUUAGUUUGUUUUACACGGGAGAGACUGAAGAUGUAACUAUAAAACUAAAACCAAAAUUGUAUAUUGUCACAAUACUUGAUUCAUGAGCUGACACAUUGAUGCCAAAUUAUUUAGUCUUGUUCAAUGACGUUUUAAGCACUUUCUAAAAAGAAACUAUGAAAAUAUCAAAUUUGACUAUAUCAAUGUUUCCUUUAAAAAAAUGAUUUGUCUAACAACAACGUAUACCAAUUAAAUCAUUAUAAUCAUGGAUACUAUAAAACUUACAAAAAAGUCUGUAAAAAGAUUUUUUUUAGAAUUUUUCUCAUGCAAUCUUUAUACAUAAACUGCAGUCUUGUGUAAAAAUUAAUUUGUUAUAUCAGAAAAAAUUAAUAUAUCAAUUGUAAAGUGAAUCAGCAAAGAAGGCCCCUCAAUUAGCCGCCGCUUUUCUUACAUGAGCGAUAAGUUGCAAAGAUCACAAAGAUAAGCAAUGGCGGUAGCUUAAUUUAAGCUAUUAAGCUACAACACAAUUUAGUAUAAUUUCUAUUCUACACAAUCAAUUUAUCUGUGAUUCGAAGACUUGUCGAUUAAUUUCAUUUGAAAAUUCUCCAAUUGGCUCCUUUGCUUUAAUAUUAUUAUAUAAGUAGAGUGUAGAGCUGCUGGUUUGGUCGGUCGAACGUUGGGGCUUAUGGGGGCCCAACUAUUCUUUGACUUUCGAGUCUACUAAGAGGGUGACGCAAUCCACAAUAGCUUUAAGUCUGUAACGAUCUAAUUUUAAUUUUAACUUUGUGUUUACGCCGCGAGAAGGAAACGAUUAUUUGCAAGUCUAAAAAAUUCACAAGGUUUAUAAAAACACAGUAAAAAAAAGAAGUGAAAUGAGGAAACUCACCUUCUUCAACGUAUCGAGGCGACAUUUUCACGUUCAAAUAAUUCUGCCAGAUGGUUAUUGCAAAGAAGGUAAUAUCAGAAAUAUUAAAAUUAAUGAAAAACCUCAAAAAUCAGUCCAUGAAAUUUGUUUGAAAAUACAAAGAUUCGUACAUCUCAUUAUAUUUUCAUGAAUAAUUUGCACUGGCAGAAUUAUAAUACAAUAUUUUCAUUGCCAAUUCAACGAGUGGCUAAAACGAUACGUUAUUUCCUUUUUUCUUCCUUUUUUUUUCUUUAAUCUUAUUAAUAUAAACGUUAUAUUGUCGAAAAUCUGAUAUGAUCAUGAAUAUCAUAAAUGUUAAACUCUA